Molecule: messenger RNA, 1824 nt
Organism: Fusarium graminearum PH-1
Lineage: Eukaryota; Fungi; Ascomycota; Sordariomycetes; Hypocreales; Nectriaceae
Exons: 2
Coding region: 1-1824 (607 amino acids)
Source: RefSeq, a predicted model, not a curated record
AUGUUUAACAACACGGGCUACCAGGAGCUGCCAACGACAAUUGUAAAGGACAAAGCCGAGACCAAGGCUCAGAUUAUGCCCAGAAGAUGUCUCCGAAUGUCGACACGGGGCUUUUUACUUGUGCUCGCAACUAUUUUUCUGGUCCCUACUUUCCUUACUCUUGCAGCGCUUGAGGGUCGGCAAUACCUUUCUGAUGGAACAGCCGACGUAUUUGAGAUGUCCGAGGGCCAGGAACCUGUCCCACAAAGCGCCUCCGAAGUCGUCUCAGACAUUUCUCAAGAUUCAUUGCCUGCUGCUGACGCUGUCCCUGAUAUGCCUGACGCCGACACGCCCGAGGUCCCUGAAAUCGCUGAAGCCGGAGAGGUCAGUGAAAUCGGUGAGGCCUCUGAUGUCACUGAUACGGUCGAUGUUGCUGCUAUUCCCGUCUCACCCAGCCCUCCGAAAAUGCCAAAACUACUCUCUAACCGUCGCCUCGUCAUCCUCCUCCCCGCCAACGCCCCUGGUGUCAACUUGUGCAAAGCCAUGAUCACGGCAAUUGCCCUUGGAUACCCCACGCCCAUCAUCAUCAACUGGGGGAAGAGUGGUUCUCAUCUUGCAAAGAUCGGCGGUGUUCUCGACUACCUUGACUGGUCCGUCCGUCUCAAGUCCGGCCACAAAGAUCGCUUGGGCAAGGACGAUCUUAUCAUGGUGGCCGACAGUUCCGAUUCAUGGUUUCAGCUUCCUCCCGAUGUUCUGAUCCAGCGUUACCACGACCUCAAUGCCGAGGCCGAUGCACGCCUGCAGAAGGAAUGGACCGGUAGCUCCGAGAUGCCCAUGAAGCAGACCAUCAUGGUGUCGGCUCAGAAGAGGUGCUGGCCCCGAGCCAAGUCUGGCUCUAAUCUCCAUUGCGCUGAUCUUCCUGAGAGCCCUCUUCGUGAGGAUCUUUACGGACCAGACACGGACAAGGACCCUGAGAUGCGCAUGGUCGAUGUUCGCCCCAGGUACAUCAACAGUGGAGCCUUUGUCGGACCUGUUGGAGACAUGCGUCGAUACUUCCGCCGUGUACAAGAACGUUACGAGGCUGGUAAGGCUAUCCAAGGUGACCACUUCUAUAGUGAUCAGGGUUUCUUUGGCGAGAUCUGGGCAGAGCAGGAGAUCUGGCGCACGUGGAGACGUGAGCUCGGCGACAAGAUCGACCAGAACCUCAACGCUUCCAUCAUGGUUCGUGAUCAGUUUGAGUACCAUGUUGGCCUAGAUUACUUCCAAACCAUCUCCAUCCCUACCGUUUUCGAAGAGGAUGAUGGUGAUAUUGUCAAUCUCAACAACCAGACUCAUAUCGCCGAGCGAUCCAGAGAGCUUGAGAUUGAACCUGCUCGUCUCACUCGUGUCCCCGACGAGAUUGCGAAAGCCAAGAACCCUAUCGCCCGUCUCUUGAGUGACGAAGAUCGACCGAACCUUGACUGGGGCGACAUGAACUUCUACGCCGAUUUCUUCACCACAGCUAUCCCCGUCAACAUCCAUCACAACGCACACAUCAACAAUCUCAAGAGCCGUCGUGUCUUGUGGUGGCCCCGCAUGUGGUUCUUCCCUUACCUGCGGGACCUCGUCAUGGCUCAGCUCAGGCAGCGCAGACAGCAGCCUCUUGGGCGGGUCGAAACCCCCGAGGGUAAGGCUGUGUACUGGGGACUCCAAUCUUACAAGGAGGUCAGACGGUACAUGAACAACCAGAAGCAGUUGGUGACGACAGACUUUGACACUAUCUGCACGUCAAACUGGGCGAAGAAGGAAAAGCAGAAUUGGUGGGAUGUGGUGUUUAUGGACGAGAAGGGACCAUUGGAACUAUGA